This is a messenger RNA of Humulus lupulus (European hop), 423 nucleotides long. RefSeq lists its product as uncharacterized. The record is from RefSeq and is a predicted model, not a curated record. The transcript has a single exon. Lineage: Eukaryota; Viridiplantae; Streptophyta; Magnoliopsida; Rosales; Cannabaceae. Bases 1 to 423 code for a protein of 140 amino acids.
AUGUCUUCUAGACUCACCAGUGCUCUAGUAACUUUCAUGGAUUUAAUGAACCGAGUCUUCAAGGACUUUCUUAACAAAUUUGUGGUAGUGUUUAUUGGUGACAUUUCAAUCUACUCCAAAUAUGAGGAGGAACAUGAAGAGCACUUGAGAUUGACACUAAAGAGGCUUCAAGAGCACAAGUUGUACGCAAAGUUUAAGAAGUGUGAAUUUUUGUUAGAGAAGGUGGCAUUUUUGGGCCACACAGUGUCUAAGGAGGGAUUAGUUGUAGACCCAGCGAAGAUCGAGGCUAUUCGGGAUCGGCCUCAACCUAAGAAUGUAGUAGAGGUUAGAAGUUUCUUGGGAUUGGUAGGGUAUUAUAGAAAAUUUGUUGAAGGAUUUUUUAAGAUUGCUGCACCCCUCACCAAUUUGACAAGAAAGAAUUAG